CUGUACUUUUCGAUUCUUAGUUAAUAGUUUCCACUCAAUGUAUUGUAUUGAUAUUGCUUGAUUUGGUAUUUCAAUUUUCAAGUACAAUUUAGAUUUAUACGUUUACUUUAAUUAAGGCACAAUGCUGUUAACGAAUGUUUUGUUAAAGAAAGCUAAAAGCAAACACAUAAUGGUUUUAAUGGAAAGUGUUGUAUCGGGGCAUAAAUUCAAUUCAAUACGUGAGCGGCUUGGGGAUAAAUUGGAACUAAUUCGCUUUGACCCAUAUAUCCAACAUGAAAGUCUCUAUAAGGAAAGGAAGAAAAUAAGGAGUAUUAAAAAGUAAGGAUGAAGGGAGUUAAAAAAAUUGUGUACACAUUCUAAAUUAGUAUAAUUUAUUUAGUUUUAGUAAACUAUUAAAUAAAUCUUUGGAAA
Messenger RNA from Pieris napi, 411 nucleotides. RefSeq names its product 39S ribosomal protein L33, mitochondrial (gene mRpL33). Bases 122 to 322 code for a protein of 66 amino acids. Lineage: Eukaryota; Metazoa; Arthropoda; Insecta; Lepidoptera; Pieridae. Gene Ontology annotation, biological process: translation. Gene Ontology annotation, cellular component: mitochondrion. The transcript is spliced from 3 exons. The record is from RefSeq and is a predicted model, not a curated record.